Messenger RNA from Colletotrichum spaethianum, 981 nucleotides. Its product is annotated as ADIPOR-like receptor. The coding region runs from base 1 to 981 and encodes 326 amino acids. The transcript is spliced from 2 exons. Lineage: Eukaryota; Fungi; Ascomycota; Sordariomycetes; Glomerellales; Glomerellaceae. The record is from RefSeq and is a predicted model, not a curated record. Gene Ontology annotation, cellular component: membrane. Gene Ontology annotation, molecular function: signaling receptor activity.
AUGUCUGCCGCCAAAUCUUCCGCCGGCGAUGCAUCCGGCGUCAGAAACCGAAAUCGCCGUUCAUCAUCCACCACCGAAACCCUCCUGUCUUCGGUAGAAUCGACGGCCAUCAACCUCGAGAAGAAGGUCGAAAAGGCCCUCUUGAUCCUGUGGGACGACCUCCCCGCCUGGCGCCGCGACAACGCCUACAUCAUCUCGGGCUACCGCCCAGACUCCCGCUCCUACCUCGGCUCCUUCAAGUCCCUGGGUUACUUGCACAACGAGUCCGUCAACAUCUGGUCCCACCUCCUCGGCGCCAUCGCAUUCCUGGUCAGCGGGGCGUUCCUGUACGGCGUCGUCGCGCCGCGGUACGACACAGCCUCGCCUGCCGACGUGCUCGCCUUCGGGUGCUUUUUCGCGGGCGCCGUCGCGUGCCUCGGCAUGAGCGCGACGUACCACGCAGUGUGCAACCACUCCCCCGAGGUCGCGAAAUGGGGCAACAAGCUCGAUUACUCGGGGAUUGUGUUCCUCAUCGUCGGGAGCUACGUGCCGGCCAUGUACUACGGCUUCUACUGCCACCCCGGGCUGAUGAAAUUCUACCUGUGGACGAUCAACCUCCUAGGCCUCGGCUGCGGCGCUGUCUCCUGGAUCGAGUUCUUCCGCACGCCUGAAUGGCGCACCUUCAGGGCGUGCAUGUUCGUUGCCCUCGGGACCUCGGGCGUCAUCCCCGUCGUCCACGGCGCGAUCAUCUACGGCCGGGAUGAGAUGGAGGCCCGCAUGAGCCUCAGCUGGGUUGUCCUGCACGGCGCCAUGUACAUCUUUGGCGCCUUCCUGUAUGCCUUCCGCUGGCCGGAGCGAUCGUUCCCGGGAACCUUUGACAUCUGGGGCAGCUCUCACCAGAUCUUCCACUUCUUCGUCGUCAUGGCGGCCGUGACGCAUUUGUACGGCAUGGCCAAGGCCUUCGACUACCACCACACCGUCAAGGGGUCGCUGUGCUUGUGA